Molecule: messenger RNA, 1143 nt
Organism: Triticum turgidum subsp. durum (durum wheat)
Lineage: Eukaryota; Viridiplantae; Streptophyta; Magnoliopsida; Poales; Poaceae
Source: the annotation of a GenBank genome assembly
AUGGUUUGUGCCUGGACGGCCAGUGCUCCUCUGCUCGCUGCAGCACUAGUAGCGGCGCUGGCAAUGGCCUGCUCGCUGGGUUAUGGGACUUAUGCGCCGGCAGAGCAGGAGGCCGCCGGCGCCGGCGGGAACGACGUGAGGUUGAGGCAGCCUCCGAUCACGCGCGGCCUGUCCUUCGACUUCUACAAGCGAAGCUGCCCCAGGGCGGAGUCCAUCGUGCGCCACUUCGUCCGGAACGCCGUCCGCAAGGACGUCGGCCUCGCCGCCGGCCUCCUCCGCCUCCACUUCCACGACUGCUUCGUCCAGGGCUGCGACGCGUCGGUGCUUCUGGACGGGUCGGCCACGGGGCCGGGGGAGCAGCGGGCGCCGCCCAACCUCACGCUGCGCCCGUCCGCCUUCAAGGCCAUCAACGACAUCCGGGACCGGCUGGAGCGCGAGUGCCGCGGCGCCGUGGUGUCCUGCUCCGACAUCCUGGCGCUCGCCGCGGGCGACUCGGUGGUCGCCACGGGCGGGCCCAAGUACCGCGUGCCCCUCGGCCGGCGCGACAGCCCGCGCUUCGCCACGCGGCAGGACGUGCUGUCCGGCCUCCCCGCGCCCACCUCCGCCGUGCCGUCCCUCCUCGACGUGUUCCACAACCACAGCAUCGACCUCGACGCCACCGACCUCGUCGCGCUCUCCGGCGGGCACACCGUGGGGCUCGGGCACUGCGCCUCCUUCGAGGGCCGCCUCUUCCCGCACCCAGACCCGACCAUGAGCCCCGACUUCCUGGGCAGGCUGAAGCGAACGUGCCCGGCCAAGGGCACCGACCGCCGCACCGCGCUGGACGUGCGCACGCCCGACGUGUUCGACAACAAGUACUACGUGAACCUGGUGAACCGGGAGGGCUCUUCGUGUCGGACCAGGACCUCUUCACCAACGACGCCACCCGGCCGGCGGUUCACGCGCAGCCAGCGGUACUUCUUCAACCAGUUCGGCGUGUCCAUGGUGAAGAUGGGCCAGAUCAGGGUGCUCACCGGCGACCAGGGCCAGGUCCGCCGCAACUGCUCCGCCAUUAACCCCGGCACCGUCGACGGCCUCGAGUGGUCGUCCCUGGUGCAGACCGUCGUGUACGCCGCUGCGGAGAGCCUCGGUUUGUACCAUUAG